Molecule: messenger RNA, 1389 nt
Organism: Gaeumannomyces tritici R3-111a-1
Lineage: Eukaryota; Fungi; Ascomycota; Sordariomycetes; Magnaporthales; Magnaporthaceae
Exons: 5
Coding region: 1-1389 (462 amino acids)
Source: RefSeq, a predicted model, not a curated record
AUGUCGAGCCGGACGGCUCCGUCUCCGGGUGGGCGUCGUGCAGCCGCAUCCUUUGCUGUUUCGCCAGUGCCAUUGUGUCGGCGCUUCGGCUGCUGCUGUGGGUCUGGCGCAUGCUGCGACCCAGCCAGGCCAGUUGACUGGGCCGGCGCAGGGUCCCGUAGGGGCCUGCGCGUCGCUGCCGCCGCGGUGCCUGCGAGGGCAUCGCAGCUGCGGUCGGUUGAGCGUGAAAACUCUGCGUUUGUUAAGGAUUCUGGUGGUCUGUCUGCAGUUGCACUAGUAAUAGUGGGGCUGCGGGGCUGUUGUGUCGGAAGGAUGGCCCCUGCUAAGAAGAUCAAGGCCCUGAAGCAUCUCAUAUGUGGUUUUUUCCCGGGCAUGCCUUUGCAAAACGAAGACGUCGGUGGACCUCGACCUGCACUGCGGAACCAAGUUUUACCGCAGGAGUCUAGCUCCAGCGACUUCGGUCUUAGUGGCAGCCGCGGAGGGAGCCGCAGCAGCCGCAACCGAUUUGACCGCAACGCGCCGCUGCUCGCGUACAUCGGCCACGACCACCUUGCAACCGUGCGAAAAACGCUCUUCCCCAUCUCGCCUGGCCCAAAGCACGGCGACUACGCGAACAACCCUGUCGCAAACCUGCAGCGACUACGGGCUAGGGCCCUCGUUCCCAGCAAUCCAGAUUGCGAUGCGUACUUUAUCGCGGUGCUUCUAGCCAUGGCCCAGGCGCGCUUCUAUAGCAAGUCCACCGGCCGGAGGAAGAGCGGCUGGGCAAGGCGCUCGGGUCAGACAUCACUGGCACUGAGUUCUUCGCGCCGGGCUGACACCUUUCACUCGCCCGAUGAACUUCCCCUGUACGAGGCAGAAGUUGAGAGAAGACGGCUCGACGAGGAGCGUCGCUACCGCGAGUACCAGCCCUUGCGGCGGGAGGAGCAUCGUCUUAGACUAUGCCAACUCCCCUCGAAGAGCUUCGACGAGGAUAACAAGAAACGGAGUCGAAAAUCCAGUCAUAGCAGUGGCGGUGGCGGCGGUGACGAACCCCCCUCGCCCUCGCCCUCGCCCUUUAAGCGGCGCCGGGGCGCGAGCGCGGCGGAGGUCCAGUCGAGCAUGGCGCUGACAGAGCAGCCAGAGUAUGGCCCGCUGGACGAGCUUCAGGGACUCUGGCUCGGGGCUACUUCCAGCGCAGAAGUAGAGGUCGACGACAGCGACGUCAAGAUCUCCGCUAUGAUCUUCAAGCAGGCAAUGUGCGACCAUGGACAUCAGCGUCGAUUUGCCCUGCUUGCCGUGAAACGCACUCCGGCAUAUCACUCCAUCACCCCGGCAUAUCACUCCAUCGAGACCGGCAGGCUCAAGGGUAACCGUCUUCUGAGCGGGAACGUGUGCAAUCAGUAUAUAUAG